CAUCCGUCAUGCUCGCCCAGGUUUGCUAACAGCUCCAAACUUCCUCAGUUAAAAUGUCUGUAAAAUAGUGAGCGCGGCGUGCAAAGUGUUCCUGGGAGUUCGUGUCGACUCCCUGCCUGUCUGAGGAUGUUUUCGUCUGUGUGGAACUUUGUGAAACGCCAUAAAAAGAAGUUUAUUGUGACCGGAGCUGUGGUUGGAGGAGUGUAUUUCCUGGGUAAAUAUGCCCAGAAGAAGCUGCGGGAGCUCCAGGAGCGAGAGGCCGCCGAGUACAUCGCUCAGGCCAGGCGGCAGUUCCACUUCGAGAGCAACCAGAGGACCUGCAACAUGACCGUGCUGUCCAUGCUGCCUCCUCUGAGAGAAGCCAUCGUCACUCAGCUCAACUCUGAAAGUCUCACCGCGCUCCUCAAGACCAAGCCGGCCAAUAAACUGGAGAUAUGGGAAGAUUUAAAGAUCGUCAGCUUCACUCGCAGCAUCGUGGCGGUCUACAGCACCUGCAUGCUGGUGGUGCUGCUGCGGAUCCAGCUGAACAUCCUGGGCGGAUACCUGUACCUGGAUAACUCUGCGGGGAAGAGUGCGGCGACUCCUCUGGCUCCUCCAGAUGUUCAGCAGCAGUACCUGUCCAGCGUUCAACAUCUGCUGGGAGACGGUUUGACGGGGUUGAUGACGGUGGUGAAGAAGGCGGUGCAGAACUCGCUGGGAAGCAUGUCCCUGAAGCACAGCCUGUCCCUGCUGGAGCUGGAGCAGCAGCUGAGCUGGAUCCGGGCCGAGGUGGAGGCCGGCUCCCAGCGCCCGCUCUGCUGGUACAUGCUGGCCGACGACGAGAGCGCGCUGGCCGAGCAGGCGUGCGGGCUGACGGAGAGCGACCUGAUCACGGUGCGCCUGCUGAACGAGACCCGGGACAUGCUGGAGAGUCCGGACCUGUCCACCGUGCUGAACGCCUGCCUGAACCGAGGCUUCUCCCGCCUCCUCGACAACCUGGCCGAGUUCUUCCGCCCGCCUCCCGGAGACUCCGCCCCCAGCUCCGCCCCCGACAGUCUCUCUGUGGUCAGUCUGCCGCUGGCGAAGAUCAUCCCCAUCAUCAACGGGCAGAUCAACACCAUCUGCAGCGAGGCUCCCAGCCACCUGGUGCAGGACCUGCUGAUGAACGACCAGGUGAAGGAGUUCGCCGCCAACGUGUACGAGUCCUUCAGCACGCCGCAGGAGCUGCAGAAAUGACCCCGAGGAGUGCUGCACCGUGAGUCCCUUCACUCCAGACACUUUGCUCCUCAGCGUCGUCCCAGAAGUCGACGGCGGCGGAGGGGGGAGGGGCGAGAGGGGAGGGGGGGUUCCUACGCCCCGCUCUGGAGCCGCCAUCCGAACAGAGAGGAGGGAGGAGGGGCGGGGCGUCACAGGACAAUAGUCCAGACCAAGACUGAUCCACCGUCAAACUGCUUCAACAAGCUCCCCCUUCUUUUGUUUACGACUUUUUUUUUUUUAAUCAGUUGGUGGGGUUUUUUCUUUUUUUUGUCCACUUUUACUGUGAAUUACCUUGUUUCCAUGGCAACAGAGGGAAGUGGGCGGAGAUUUUUUUAUUGUAGGCUAACUAAGGGGAGCGGUGGGUGAAGGACGUCUGCAGCGUCAGAAGGAAACCUGCUGAAGACGCUGCUGCAGUCAGUUUUUACUAAAUCAAACACGGUUUGUUUCUUUUCUGCUUUUUUUUUUUUUUCAUUUUCCUCUGAAAACUCUUAAGAUCAGGACAUCCAGUUAGAAAUCCAUGUCCAGACUGUUGUUUCCGUUUGAACCCUGCACUUCCCACAUAGUCCUGAAGGUGUCGCUCUUCCUCCAAUGUUCAAAGCCCUGGACUCGGUGACUGUGUUUCACCUUUUCCCCCCUGGGCUGUAUCUGUGGCACUUCCUGGGAACCUGCAGCGGCGUCUUUUAACAAUGAAGAUUUUCUCCUCCAUUCUUUAUUUCCCCGAGCUCCUACACUACCUAAACCUUGGCACAGCUUUUACCAGGAAUCGGCUCGUGUGUCGUAGUGAAUCCACCUCUUGGCAUCAACCCAUCAGAUUCCCACGGAGUUCCUCCUCGGGUGGCGAGGAAACGCCGGGCACCGGCUCCGAAUGUCAAAGCUGAACUGCAGACGGCAGCCGAAAUGUAUGUUUGUACCAAUUUAUCAAAGAAGUAAUAAAGAUAUGUGAUUUUCA
Salarias fasciatus (jewelled blenny) is the source of this 2185-nucleotide messenger RNA. It is a transcript of the gene pex3, whose product is annotated as peroxisomal biogenesis factor 3. The coding region runs from base 127 to 1215 and encodes 362 amino acids. Gene Ontology annotation, cellular component: peroxisomal membrane. NCBI's taxonomy places the organism in Eukaryota, Metazoa, Chordata, Actinopteri, Blenniiformes, Blenniidae. The record is from RefSeq and is a predicted model, not a curated record. Gene Ontology annotation, biological process: protein import into peroxisome membrane. Gene Ontology annotation, molecular function: protein-macromolecule adaptor activity. The transcript has 12 exons.